Molecule: messenger RNA, 1335 nt
Organism: Phytophthora nicotianae INRA-310
Lineage: Eukaryota; Oomycota; Peronosporomycetes; Peronosporales; Peronosporaceae
Exons: 1
Coding region: 1-1335 (444 amino acids)
Source: RefSeq, a predicted model, not a curated record
AUGUCGUUGCAACUUGAGCAUGACCGGCGAGUUUAUUUCCUUGAGCAGCAGGUCAAAGAUCUGGAACAGCAUCUCCGAAGUGAGUGUGAGUCGUCCGUGAAGACCCAAUUCCAGCUCAUGCAGCAAGUUGCCGAUCUGAAAAAGACGCUCCAGCUGAAAGAACAGACAACGAACUACCUAAAUCAACAACUAAAUGAAACGCUGAGUGCGUAUCGAGCACAACGCCAGCGUGCAGACAAGUUGCAGCUCGAAAUCGGCAGUAGCACUGUGCAAAAUCAACGGGAACAAGCGUUGAGAGAGCUUAUCAAACGACAAGUGCAGCAGAUUCGUGAGCAACGGCAGCGUGCAGACCAGUUGCAGCUCGAAAUUGACAGUAAAGCCGUACAAGAUAAACGCGAACAAGCGCUGAAAAAGCAUAUCCAGAAGCAAGAGCAGCAGAUCCGUGAACUGCAGGCAGCUCUUUCGGAAUCUACGUCUCGCUUAAUUGAACAGCAGAAGACGAACGAGCGACUUCAAACGAGUAUUGAGCUGCUGGAAAUGCGCUCUGAGGAUGAGAAUGUGCUGCUUGAAGACGAGCGAGCGCAUUUGGGUGACCAACUAGAGUCAAGUGAUGAAGCGCUGCAGAUUGGGACCGAAGUCCAGGCACCCAUGGCUAGUACGAACGCUGGUGAGUAUACAGAUCAAGUUCUAAGUGAGCGUCUAAAUGAGCAACUUCGUGAAUUCGAGCAAGAGCGAGCACAGCUGCUGGAACAAGCGAGCGAUGCUGUAGCAGCUCAACAAGAAGUUAUUAUGGAGAACCGAAGUUGUCGUGAGGCAGUUCUGACGUGCCCGAUCUCGAGUGACCUGUUGGUCGAUCGUGUUGUCACCGCGUGCUGCAGCAAAACGUUUUCUUCGCGAGCUUUGAUGCGGUCAUUUGAACAAAACCCAAUUUGUCCAAGCUGCCGCGAGACUGAGGUGCACUUCCAUCCGAACCAAGACAUGUCGAUUCUUGUACAGCUUCAUCGUUCCGAGAGCUCCUCGCUCGCCAAUGUAUCCCACAACGAGCCAGCAUGUAUCGAUGAUGCUGUUACCAGUACUGAGCAAAUUGAUGUACCUGCAGGACUUGGUCGCAGAAGUCGACGAGGUAGUGACGAUUUGAGCACUCAGCCAAGACAUCAGGGACGUCGGAGUCAAAGAGAUCCGCUACUGCUCGUCGACAAUCGUCCAGACCAAGGGCUGUAUCAAUUGGAGAUUCUCCAACAGCGUCUUCAAGUGAUGCUGAAAGCUCAGCACCUCGUCGGCAAACACGUUUUUCCAUGCUGCGUCGUCCUCGAUAUCGAUCUGAAGCGGUGCUAA